Tachysurus vachellii is the source of this 3111-nucleotide messenger RNA. RefSeq names its product solute carrier family 13 member 3 (gene slc13a3). The record is from RefSeq and is a predicted model, not a curated record. Lineage: Eukaryota; Metazoa; Chordata; Actinopteri; Siluriformes; Bagridae. Gene Ontology annotation, molecular function: succinate transmembrane transporter activity; sodium:dicarboxylate symporter activity; citrate transmembrane transporter activity. Gene Ontology annotation, cellular component: membrane. Bases 385 to 2163 code for a protein of 592 amino acids. The transcript has 13 exons. Gene Ontology annotation, biological process: monoatomic anion transmembrane transport; citrate transport.
CUCUUAUCUCUACGUGUGUAUUCUGCAAUACUCCUUUUCGGCCAACCCUCUUGGGUAAACAUUAGAGCGCCAUAUAGAAAGCCAAUGUAUGUAAGUGAACGGAUAUUUUCCCAGCCAUAAUCGAUGUUUCCCACGCUGAUCCUAUUUAAGUGGCCCGGUUCGGACCUGUAACCUUUUAUUGCGCGUAUCCCGACAGCAUGUUUCACCAUUUAUUACGCGCUAAGAGUUAACGAGUAAUCCAAGAGUUAAUCUUCUCCCACGGUGCUAAAAAAUCAACAAAGAAAGCGGGAUAAAAGCGGAGAAGGAGCAUCGGUAAGUGAGAAAUACGAACUGAGAGGUCGCUUGAAGAAAACACAGAAAAACUUCGUCCUGAUUUUGCGCGUAAUGGAACUGUUGAAGUUUGCAAAGAAACUCUGGUGCGUCCGCAAGCAGCUUGUUCUCCUCAUCACACCAGCCUUAUUACUUCCGCUGCUCUUCGUCCUGCCACAAAAGGAAGGGAAAUGUCUAUACGUGGUGCUGUUGAUGGCAAUUUACUGGUGUACAGAAGCUCUCCCUCUAGCUGUUACUGCCCUGCUGCCGAUCUGCCUCUUUCCCACUAUGGGUAUUCUACCCUCCAAGAAGGUCUGUCCACAAUACUUUCUAGAGACUAACUUCCUUUUCCUGAGUGGACUAGUGAUGGCAACUGCAAUUGAGGAGUGGGGCUUACACAAACGUAUCGCCCUCAGAGUCCUCAAGAUUGUCGGAGUGAAACCAGCCUGGUUGAUUUUGGGAAUGAUGAUCACAUCCUCUUCCCUAUCCAUGUGGUUAAGCAACUCUGCUACAACAGCUAUGAUGUUGCCCAUUGCUAAUGCCAUUCUGGAAAGCCUGUUUGGAGACCUGGAAUCACUUAAGGAGAAGUGCAAGGUCACAGAUGAGCCUGAGGGCCAGUGUCAGGUGAAGCUGGAUGGGCUGCUAUCUGAAAAACAUAAUCUGACUGCAGUUGACAGGGUUGAUGGAAUUGAGAAGAUCGAACAGAAGUGUCAGGAAGAGGCCAGGAAAGAGGCAGAAUACCAGCUGAAAGUGUGGAAAGGAUUUCUCAUCUGUAUCCCCUAUGCAGCCAGCAUCGGGGGAACAGCCACCCUUACUGGAACUGCACCCAACCUCAUUUUCAUCGGACAGCUGAAGAGUCAUUUCCCAGAGUGUGACUUGAUCAACUUUGGCUCUUGGUUCAUCUUCGCUUUCCCACUAAUGAUCAUCUUCCUUCUUGUGUCAUGGAUCUGGAUUGCAUUUCUGUAUGGAGGAAUCAGCACAAGAUUGUGUAUAAAGAAACUCAAUGACCGUGCAGCUGCUGAAGCCAAGGCCAAUGCAGUCAUUGAUGAAGACUACAAAAAGCUGGGACCCAUGACUUUUGCAGAGAAAGCCAUCUCCUGCUUUUUUGUCCUAUUCGCCAUCCUCCUAUUCACCAGAGACCCAAAAUUUGUCCAAGGCUGGUCAAUAUUCUUCAGAAAAGACUAUGUGUCAGAUGCUGUUACCGGAGUCACCAUCAUCUCCAUCCUUUUCUUUUUUCCAUCCAAGUGUCCAUCGCUGCGGUGGUGGCUGAACACUAGAGCCAAAAACACUCCUUAUGUGCCUCUGUUGUCUUGGAAAAGAGUUCAAGAAUGUGUUCCAUGGAACAUUAUCCUUCUGCUGGGUGGAGGCUUUGCAAUGGCGAAAGGCUGCGAGGAGUCUGGUCUGGCCGUGUGGAUCGGGGGUCGUUUGCAGCCAUUAGCUACUGUUCCCCCUCCAGUGGCGGUGAUUCUCAUCACAGCCUUCAUUGCUUGCUUCACAGAGUUUGCCAGUAACACCGCCACCAUCAUCAUCUUCCUUCCAGUCAUUGCUGAACUGGCCAGCCAUGUCAAUGUGAAUCCUCUGUACUUCAUGAUACCAGCAACUGUAGGUUGCUCGUAUGCCUUCAUGCUUCCGGUUUCUACUCCACCCAAUUCCAUUGCAUUUGCCUCUGGACACCUCAUGGUGAAAGACAUGGUAAAAACAGGGUUUAUGAUGAACAUUCUGGGGAUUUUGUGUGUAUCUCUGGCUAUGAACACAUGGGGACUGCACAUGUUCAACUUGGACUCCUAUCCGGACUGGGCCAAACCUCUGAACGCCACAGAAAUCACAAUUCCACCAGUUAAUACUACUGGAUAGACACAUACAUAUAAACCUAUAACACUCAUAUACUGUACCCACAAAGUGGGACAAACCAAUAGCUGCCAAAAUGGGGUCUGUAUAAUAUAUAUAUAUAUAUUUAUAUAUAUAUACUGUAUAUACACCCUAUAUUUAAUUAUCUCUGGUGAGACAAGAUGUUGGAAAAUUGUUUGUUGUUUUCAUGUCCAGAGCACAGAAGAGCUCUUUCUUCCUAUAUUACUACUUUGCUGCCAUAGCAACAACUAUCACUAUUACCAAAGAAGCUUGAUAUAAAGGCAUAACUGCAAAUGACUUUUAGAUUUUUAUCAACAAUUUAACUCCAUCAGUAUUCUCCAAGCUUACAUAGAACAGUAAAACAUUCUGUAAGCUUCCAGGAAGGCUUCUGCAAUGGCCAUUUAUGGUAAUAAUGUUCCUAUCUAAGCAUAAAAAAACAACCUUAUGAGAACAUGUGUAUUUACUGCAGGAACAUUGCAGGAAUAGUUGCUGAUAUUAAGAAGAAGAAAAAAUCAAUACCCUGAUAAACUUUGACAGUCUGGAAGCUCACCAAAAGCUUGAUGGACUUUCAUAAAUAUUGGUCUCUCUUUGAUCAGAGCAGUACAGUAUGGAUAAAAUGGAAAAAACUUUUAAUCAUAGUACAAUUGUGUCAUUUAUCUGUUAUAUUAAGGGUUCAUCCUUGUUUUAAUAUAUUUCAGUGUAUUUAAAGUAUUAUAAACUCUCUAUGUGACAGAAAACAUUUGGCCUCACCAUAGUUAAUAUAUUUGGUUAGAUUAUGUGAAUGCUGUGAAUCAUCAGACUCCACGCAGAAAUGUGCAUCAGGAGCGUUUAAAAGAUCUAUGGAUGUAUUAGAGAUCUCAUUUGCUAUAGCUGCCUUCUUUGUCAUCAGUAUUUCAAAUGUGAAUUAUUGUAAUAAUGAUUUACAAAUGACAAAUCAUAUAUAUAUAUAUAUAU